Messenger RNA from Limulus polyphemus (Atlantic horseshoe crab), 11706 nucleotides. Its product is annotated as protein dachsous-like. The record is from RefSeq and is a predicted model, not a curated record. Gene Ontology annotation, molecular function: cadherin binding; calcium ion binding. The transcript has 21 exons. Gene Ontology annotation, cellular component: plasma membrane; catenin complex. NCBI's taxonomy places the organism in Eukaryota, Metazoa, Arthropoda, Merostomata, Xiphosura, Limulidae. Gene Ontology annotation, biological process: homophilic cell-cell adhesion. Bases 852 to 10550 code for a protein of 3232 amino acids.
GCUGAUUGGCUAAGAAGUUUGAGAAAUCUGAAGGGGUGGUAUGUGCGUGACCAAGUGUGCAGCACCUAGCUAACUCCUGAAAUAAAGCGUUAGCUGUGGGGUCCCAUUGCUUAGGUUCUAGAAACCGAAGGUGUCCACCGGAUAAGUUUUGUAUUUACCAAUUUAUGGAAAUGAAUAUAAUCAAGAUAUUCACCUGGAAGUAAGCCUUACAAGACAAGGAUUUUAUAGACUUAUUCAUUCCGUGUGUGGCGUCAAACCGUCAUUCUACAAGAAGCGUAUUUAUAUUUUAUAACGCCUGCAGUCACAGUAAGACCGCGGCAACCUGACAUUUGCGAUGUCAAUGGAUUAAUACACAAAACUGAAUGGAAUUUAUAACAAUUGCUUUCAUUUUAUUUAGUGGCAGAAGAAUUUUUCUUUGUCUUUAAAACCGUAGAAACUCCGAUCUGUGUGGAUUCUAACUGUUAAGAUUCUGUGUAGUACUCUUGUUAUACUGACGGCAAAUCUUUUGAUCAGAUCCGCCGGAACCGUGUCUGAACCCUUGGCUAGCCAUCCGACGAGACGUUUAGUUUAUUGUGACCUACUGAAAAGAAGAGGAUACUCGCAUAAUUUUAUGACUCUACUAAGGACGUUGACCUCAGCUGGAAGUAAUACUUCAUCAUUAUAACAAGAAUGUUUUUUUAUAACGAUGAAAAUAAAGAAGAGUUCUCGAUUCAGAUCCAACCGAAUUUUUCACGCACUGAUUAAUAAGGAUUAAAAGAAGAUUUAUGGUGUUUUUAUAUGGGUCGAAACGUUAAGCUUUUCUUGGCCCGUUGACGUUUGUUUGGGUCAAAGAGGAGUAAUAAAAGUUUGUCAUGAUGGCCAUCAGAGAAUAUUGGAAAUAUUUUUCUGUGAUUCAUUUACUACAUUUUAUUAUAGUUUUCCUGGAGUGUAACGGAGAAUAUCUUCAAGAAUUCGAAAUUUCCGAAGGAGUGGGCAUUGGUACAACAAUUGGAUUCAUAGGGCAAAAGAUUUACCGUAAUCCAAAACCGCCCCAACCACCAUAUUUGAUUGUUCCUGUGCCUGGAAGUGCGGUUGAUUCUGAUCUCCAUAUCGACCAAUCAACUGGUGAGAUUAGAACGAGUAUUGUUUUGGACCGCGAGAUGCGCAGUCAUUAUUCUUUCGUUGCUAUUCCUCUGAGCGGAGAAAAUAUUCGAGUCACGAUUAAGGUGAUCGAUGAAAAUGAUAAUGCCCCACAGUUUCCAACUCCGAUGAUGACUAUUGCUUUUCCAGAAAAUACUCCGCGUGACGUGAAGCGCACACUGAAUCCCGCCAAAGAUCGUGAUCUAGGAAUUUUCAAUACUCAAAGAUAUGAAAUUAUAUCUGGAAACAUAAACAACGCAUUUCGCCUCUCGUCACAUCGUGAAAAAGACGAUGUGUUGUAUCUUGAUCUACAAAUUAAUGGCUUUUUGGACCGUGAAACAACACCUUUCUAUAGUUUAGUGAUUGAAGCAUUUGAUGGUGGAAUCCCGCCGACCAAAGGUACAAUGAGGGUAAAUAUUACUAUUCAAGAUGUGAAUGAUAAUCAGCCAAUAUUUAAUCAGAGCCGUUAUUUUGCUACUGUUGCUGAGAAUGCAACUAUUGGUACUAGUGUGUUACGAGUCUUUGCUACCGAUACUGAUACGGAUGAAAACGGAAAUAUUUCUUAUUCUAUAAAUAGGCGCCAAAGUGACAGAGAAAAAUACUUCGUGAUCGAUUCUAAAACCGGUGUAAUUUUUGUUAAUAAACCAUUAGAUUUCGAAUCCCAUGAUGUGCACGAAUUAGUUGUUGUAGCACAAGACAAUGGAGCUCAGCCUUUGGAGACCACAGCUUUUGUGUCCAUCCGAGUCACAGAUGUUAAUGACAACCAACCAACAAUCAAUCUCAUCUUUCUGAGCGAUGACGCCUCUCCAAAAAUUUCUGAAAGUGCGAGUAUUGGAGAAUACGUUGCGAGGAUUAGUGUGAAUGACCCCGAUUUAAAAGAAGAAUAUGCAAAUAUUAACGUAACUUUAGAUGGAGGCAAUGGUCAUUUUGGGUUGACCACACAAGAUAACAUAGUUUACCUAGUGGUAGUUUCUCGUCCAUUAGACAGAGAGAUCAAACCCACUUACACAAUGACCGUCAAAGCCACUGACCAAGGAAAUCCUCCACUGAAUACUUCUCGAGCAUUUGAACUAGCAGUUACCGAUACGAACGACAAUGCUCCAGAAUUUGAUCACACAGUGUAUUAUGCAAAUGUGCUGGAAGUUGCAGAUCCCGGGACGUCGGUAUUUCAUCUAUCUGCUGUGGAUCGCGAUGAAGGAAACAAUUCUGAGAUCGUAUAUUCUAUUAAAGAUACGCCACAAACAGACUCAAAAUGGUUUCAGAUUGAUAACAAAACAGGUCUUAUCACUACAAGGAGACAAAUCGAUUGCGAGACGAACCCUACUCCCCAGGUUGUAGUGGUGGCUUCUGAUGGAGGGUCACCUCCCUUAUCUUCCAGUGCUACUGUCAUAGUGACGAUCAGCGAUGUCAACGAUAACGAGCCUAUAUUCGAUCAAAGUUUUUAUAAUGUAACAAUUAAGGAAGACGAGCAAGUUGGAAAGUGUGUGCUAAAAGUGUCCGCUACUGAUCCCGAUUGCGGAGUUAAUGCAAUGGUGAACUAUACCUUAGGCAGUGGGACUGGACCACUGGUUUAUAAGGAUUUCACUAUCCACGUGGAUCGUGGUGAUUUGUGUAUCAAUAGGACUUUGGAUCAUGAGAAGCAAAGCUUCUAUGAGAUAUCUGUUUUCGCUACUGACAGAGGAGGUCUGAGCACCACAGCCAUGAUAAAAGUACAGGUAAUAGACGUGAAUGACAAUCGGCCUAUUUUUUACCCACGUGAAUAUAACGUUAGUCUUCGAGAACAAGUCAGUGUUUCGUCGUCUGUUGUUGUCGUAGUGGCCAGUGACUCAGAUUCAGGCAAUUUUGGGCGUAUCACCUACAGCAUAGUGGAUGGGAAUGGUUCAGGGCUUUUCAAAAUUGAUGAAAAUACUGAUAACACCGAUGUCAGGUAUUCCAUUUAUUCCGGAGAUCCUGAUGAAUACUUUAAUAUUAGCCCAACUACAGGAGCCAUCACCACUAGAAGAACACUUGAUCAUGAGAUACAUUCCGUUCUUCUGUUGAAUGUCCAGGUAACAAGCGGUCAACCUCCAUCUUAUGAUCACUCUCAGGUGAAUAUUACCAUCAGAGAUGUGAAUGAUAAUGCUCCCCAGUUCAAGAGUACAUCUUUUAAGAUUAGCGUUCCUGAAAACACUGAUCUUAACAUUCCUAUAUAUGUAGCUCAGGCAGAUGAUCCGGACAGUGAGGCCAAUGGUGAAAUUCAUUACAGUAUAAUCCAGAAUUCGGAUGACCUGUUCAGCAUAGACAAUAAUAUCGGUACUGUAUCGCUACGGAAAAACCUCGACUACGAAAUACAACGUCAAUACAUUCUGAUGCUACGAGCAGUAGAUUCUGGGGUGCCAUCACUGAGUUCUACAAUGACCCUUACAGUAGAUGUACAAGAUGUAAAUGACAACAUCCCUGAGUUUGAGAAGCCAGAUUAUCAAGUUAAUAUCCUGGAAUCACUGCCCAUCAAUUCGCAGUUUCUGCAGGUCACUGCAACGGAUAGAGACACUGGAAACAACGCUCGACUAUCUUAUAAACUCACCAGUGGAGAUCAAGAAAAAUUUGGCAUAUUUCCAAAUAACGGAUACCUUUAUCUCAAAGAUACUCUGGACAGAGAGGUUAUUAAUAGCUACACUCUCAGUGUCCUAGGGGUGGACAACGGUGAUCCACCUCAAUCUGCCAGUGCAACUGUGCUUGUUCGAGUCUUAGAUGCCAACGACAAUAGUCCACAGUUUGUGAAAAAGAAAUUCCUGUUCACAGUGGAGGAAAACACGGAAAAGGGAAGACUUGUCGGAACUGUGGCCGCUCAUGACAAGGAUUUAGGGAAUAAUGCUUCCUUGCGCUACAGUUUAUUGUCAUCAAAUUCCAGUUUUCAAAUAAACCCAAUCACAGGUGAAAUUUUCACUAAACUAACAUUAGACAGAGAAACCACAUCCACUUACGAGCUUAUUGCAGAGGUGCGCGACCAAGGAUCACCAUCACGAUCAAACCGUGCAGUAGUGACAAUUGAGGUUACAGAUAAAAAUGACAACGCACCAGUGUUUGUGGAACCUACAGAUAAAGUGGUCGCCGUACGUGAAGAACAGCCAGUCGGGACUGAAGUGGCACAAAUCCAAGCCACAGACGCCGACGAAGGAGAAAAUGCUUCUAUCACAUAUGUUGUUAUUCCAGGCACUGAAAAAAAUGAUGGUUCAGGAGUGUUUGCAAUCCACCAAAAACGAGGUGUCAUCACAACAAAAGUUAUACUGGAUCAUGAGGAACAGAAUGAAUACGUGCUUACAAUAGUGGCUCGUGACAAUGGCUUAUCUACUCUGGAGGCUCAACUUCAACUUACGAUUAAGGUGGUGGAUCUCAACGACAAUCGACCAACCUUUCCAACAUCCACCUUAACUUUCCGUAUUCCUGAAAACUUACCCAUCGGCGAAGAAGUAGGGUUAGUACAAGCUGUUGACCAAGACGGUGGUGAAAAUGGGCGAGUUACUUAUUCUAUUAUUAGUGGAAAUGUGUAUGGCAUAUUUGAUAUAAGCAAAACAACUGGAGCGUUGUUUACUGUUGGUGAAGUGGACUAUGAAAUGUCAUCUGAAUACACAUUACAGGUGAAGGCACUGGACAGUAGCACAACAAAUCCUCGCAGCAAUGUGAUGAGUGUUAAAGUGUAUAUUACAGACAUAAAUGACUGUAUUCCAACGUUUAAAACAGAUCCGAUCAUAUUUUCUGUCCCGGAAAGCGUUGAAGAAGGCACAUUGAUAUGGAAUUUUAGUGCUUCAGAUGAAGAUAGUGGAGUCAACGGUCAGUUGAAAUAUGCCAUUAGUCAUCAAUCACCUUCGAGCAUCUUUAGGGUGGACAGCAAUACUGGAGCUUUGACUCUCACGAAGAAACUUGACUAUGAGUCGUUUCCUGAAUUCACAAUUAUUAUAACUGCAACAGAUCAAGCCAGAGAAAUCGAAAAGCGCCUUUCUACUAGUGCUACUUGUAAAGUUAUUGUGGAAGAUGAAAAUGAUAAUAGUCCUGUCUUUCAAACACGUAGUCGCAUUGAUAUUCUCGAGGAUGAACCAGUAGGUUUUCCUCUCGUACACAUUGUCGCAACGGAUGCUGAUUCAAGGGAUAAUGGUCGGGUUACGUUUGUCAUUUCCAGUGGUAAUGAAAAUGGGAAUUUUGCAGUAGAUUAUGAAACAGGAUUAUUGUCAGUAGCCAAAUCAUUGGACAGAGAAAAUCGUCACAUUUAUGAACUUAACAUCACAGCUUUUGACCAUGGCAAGCCAGCAAGGUCAACAUCCCAGAUUAUAAAUAUUCAUGUAGAAGAUAUAAAUGAUAAUCCACCACAGUUUCAUCAACAUACUUACAAGGCAAGAGUGUCAGAAGAAUCACCAAUUGGAACAUCUGUGAUUAAAGUAGAAGCUUUUGACAAAGACUUGGGACUUAAUGGAAACCUGACAUACAUAAUUCCAAAAGGUAUAGCUGAUGGCAAGUUCACAAUCAAUGAACAGUCAGGACGGAUUACUACUGCUGGUCUAUUAGAUCGAGAAGAAAGAGCUCGUUAUUUACUUACAGUUUAUGUAAAAGAUGGAGCUUUUCCAACAUUUUUUGAUUCAGCAACAGUUGAGGUUGAGGUUCUUGAUGUUAAUGAUCAUACUCCUAAUUUUGGGGAAUCCUGUUACUCUCUGCAAGUUCCAGAAAAUAGUGACCUUAGCAUCAUUCAUACAGUGAUAGCUACUGAUUUGGAUGAAGGACAAAAUUCUGAGGUUACCUAUACUAUAACAGGUGGAAACACCAACAAUAAGUUUACUCUGGACCUUCACAGUGGAGAGUUAUCUAGUCAUCCACUUGACAGGGAAGAAAUUUCACAGUACCAUCUUAUCAUUGCUGCUCGAGAUAAUGGAAAGCAAUCUCUCUCAGGCUUUUGUAACAUUUCCAUUACUGUUUUGGAUCAGAAUGACAAUGAUCCUGUGUUUGAGAAAAAUGAGUACCAUGCAUCAGUUCCUGAAAAUGCGUUUUUGAACACCACAGUUGUUGUUGUACAAGCUCAUGAUCAGGAUGAUGGGAGGAACAACAAUAUCACAUACUCCUUAAGUAAUGAAACACUUUCUCUUUUCAAGAUAGAUAGUGCAACUGGUGUGAUCACAACAACUGGUCACUUUGAUAGAGAGAAGAAGUCAUCUUACAUGUUUGAAGUUCGGGCAACUGAUGGUGGACAGUAUGAUGCACGAUCAGAAAGAGCACUUGUGCAUGUGACAGUGCUCGAUGUGAAUGACAAUAAGCCCAAAUUUAUAAGUUACCCAUUUGUGGCAUCAGUGUCUGCUCAUGCCCGUCCUGGCACACAAGUGAUUCAGUUAGAAGCUCGAGAUCUUGAUCAAGGUUCAAAUGCUGAGAUUCGUUACAGUUUUGUUUCCCAGGAUGUUAAUUCCAAGUUUCACCUGGAUAGCAAGAGUGGAGUUGUAACUGUUGCAGAUAGUCUUCUUCCUGAUGCAGGCAAGAUGUUUCAUAUUGAGAUUGCUUCAAAAGAUAAUGGACAUCCUUCUCUUACAGCUUCUGGUGUUUUAGAAAUUAUUGUUGGAAACAGAGGAUUAGUGGCCUCUCUGAAAUUUCAGAAUGAAACAUACAUGGUAGAGCUCCCAGAAAAUCCUCCAACAGGAAUAGAAGUUACUAGUGUAAAGGCUGUUUUUUCUCUCAGUCACCACCAAAAUUCAGUCAUCAAAUACAGCUUUCCAUCAGAAAAUCAGGAAGGAGCAUUCACAAUUAAUUCAAGAACAGGGCUUAUCAAAGUGCGUGAUCCUAAACAGUUGGACUUUGAAUCCACUUCUCAGCAAAAAAUGAUCAUUGUAGCUCGUACAGAUGAUCUUCUUCCUAUGUAUGGUUAUGCUUCCUUAGUUGUACAGUUGGUUGAUCAGAAUGAUAACCCACCCCAAUUUUCUCAAGACCGUUAUGUAUCUUCCGUUUGGGAGGGAAACCACAAAGGGACAUAUGUUACUCAAGUUUCAGCAACAGAUGAAGACAAGAGGGGAAGAGGCACUGUAAUUUACCACAUACUUGAUGGCAACCAUGACAAUGCAUUUGUGGUUGACCCACCUUUCAGUGGAAUUGUCAAAACAAACAUAGUCUUGGACAGAGAGAUAAGAGACAACUAUUUUUUGACUAUCAUUGCAACAGAUGAAGGAGUUCCACAGCUCACAGGAACAUGUUUGCUCAAAAUAACCAUUGUUGAUGUAAAUGACAAUCAACCUGUGUUUCCUCCUUAUAAUGUGGUCAGCAUCAGUGAAGGUGCUGUAGUAGGUACUGUAAUUACAACGAUUACGGCCAAUGAUGUUGAUACAAACCCAGCAUUAAUAUAUAGCUUCUCAAAGAGAGGAAACCCUGGUGGAGUUUUUAGCAUUGAUCGAUUUAGUGGUCGUAUCACUCUUGCACAACCUUUGGAUUAUGAGAAACAAAAUCAGUAUCAGCUUCAGCUCCAAGUAUCAGACUCUGUCCAUCUUGCAAAGACAUACCUCACAGUUCAUGUAACAGAUAUUAAUGAUAAUGCCCCUGUGUUUGAACAACAAUCUUACCAGGUACAGUUACCUGAAUUUGUAGAACCAGGGUAUUUUGUAAUCAAAGUAAAUGCCACUGAUCUUGAUUCUGUAGACAAUGCCAGAUUAACAUACAGCAUUGGGCUAACUCCUGUUGAGGGAUUUUAUAUCAACAAAGAUACUGGAGUCAUCUACACCAACAAAUCGCUUGUGUUCAGUCCCAAGCAACCAAUUAUUCAUUUGGUUGUGACAGCCCAAGAUAGUGGUGUGCCACCACUAACAGCUGUUACUGCUGUUCGAAUCCAGAUUGUGGAUGUAAAUGAUAAUAUUCCAAAAUUUUCUCAACCAAUUUACACUGCUCAUAUUCCUGAGGAUUCUCCACUUGGAACAACAGUACUGAAAGUUUCAGCAACAGAUCUAGAUGAAUCUCAUGCUAAUUACCAGAUCUUCUAUUCUAUCAUCAGUGGCAAUGUUGGAGGAUCAUUUUCAAUAUCUAGUAAUACAGGGGAAAUCUUUUUGGUGAAACAACUUGAUCAUGAAGUUAUCAAGAGGUUCUCUUUAGAGGUUGCAGCAACAGAUCAUGGUAUGCCUACAUUAAAUGCCACAGCAGAAGUUAUAAUCCAGGUAAAUGACAUUAAUGAUAAUCCUCCAGUGUUCAACCAAAGCCAUUAUGAAGUCUUCAUAUCAGAAUUAGCUCCAAUAGGGACCACUGUGCUUCAAGUGUUAGCAGCAGAUCGAGAUGAGACAACUGAUAUCCAUGUUAUUUAUGACAUUACAUCAGGGAACAUAGAGAAGAAAUUUAAGCUCAACUCUAAAACUGGAAUCAUCACACUUGUUGAAACUCUUGAUUAUGACUUAGUGACAGAAUACCGUUUCAUUGUUCGUGCCUCAGAUGGUGAUCCUAAAUACCCACUUUCUGCACUGGCCAGUGUGACUGUUAAAGUAAAUGAUGAAAAUGAUAAUGAACCAUAUUUUCCUCUUUCAUUGUAUACAGAAUUUGUAGAUGAAAAUUCUCCUCUUGGUACCUCAAUAUUUGUAGCACAUGCUAAUGAUGGUGAUCGAGGAAUUUAUGGCAAACUGAAUUAUUCUAUAACAGACAGAGAAGGAAGAGACAAGUUCAUCAUUGGUAUUGAAACAGGAGUUGUUACAACAGGCAUGAUAUUUGAUUAUGAAUCAAAAAGUAGGUAUUACUUUACAAUAAUGGCCAUGGAUAAAGGUGGCAAGUAUACCACUGUUCGAGUUCAAAUAAACAUUCAAAGUAAAGAUGAAUAUCCACCAGAAUUUACACAUAAUUCCUAUCAUUUUAUUGUUCCUGGUAAUGCACCUAAUGGUUUUGUUGUAGGCAUGGUGAGAGCUGUGGACAGAGAUGAGGGUAUUGAUGGCCGUAUCUUUUACAAUUUACGUGAACUGCACAAGAACUUCAAACUCAAUGACACCACAGGAGUGAUCGUUAUCAAAUCAACCUUUAGAUAUGAACAGACAGAUAACAGGAUUGACCAAAAUAUCUUUAAUAAAGUUUCAUCACUCACUGUAGUAGCAGGAAGUGGUAGACCCCACUCACUGACCAGUUCAGCAGUGCUCCAGAUUACUGUUGACAACACAUUAAAUGCAUCAUCAGUUGCAUCAGCUGAAGAAAAAGUAGAAGGAAGUAGUCUUCCUUCAUGGGCAUUAGGCCUUGUUAUUGUUUUAGCUGUUAUUGCAGUAAUUCUUCUUUCUCUUAUUCUUUUCUUGCGCAUGCGAAAUAAGAGAAAUGGUAAACCUGGGGUUAUCCAUGGAUUUGAUAAUUCAUUUGAUACUAUAGAUAUUCGCCCACCUCCGUCAAGUACUUCUGGAAUCUCCCAGUUUCCUCCUCACUACAGUGAUAUUUCCCAUUUUGACCCAACUAAUCGUACACAGCACAUAAAUGGGGCAACUUCGGAGGUUUCAGAGCAGUCUCAUUCUGCAUCUAGUGGUCGAGGAUCUGCUGAAGAUGGGGAAGAUGUAGAAGAUGAAGAGAUUAGGAUGAUAAAUGAAGGACCUCAUCUUCAGCAAAAUAAGAUACAUAGACUUACCAUUCCUGAUUCAGGUAUUCUUCCAGAUGAUGACAAUCUAUCUGAAAUCUCAAUUCAGAAUACACAAGAGUAUUUAGCACGACUUGGCAUCAACACCUCCCAUCCUGAUCCUCGUAAUAUUCAGAACUUUAAUAAGUUACAAAAUGCUCAUAGUGUAGAAAGUAUGCAUAUGUUUGAUGAAGAAGGUGGUGGAGAAGGAAAUAGCAUGGACAUAGGAAAUCUUAUAUACUCCAAACUAAAUGAUGUUGGUACAGAAGAAAAUAAUGCAAUUAUGGAUGGAACAAGAGCAUUUGGUUUUGGGGAUGAAGGUGAACCAUCUAUGAAUGGUUCUCUCAGUUCUAUUGUACAUAGUGAAGAAGAACUUACAGGUAGUUAUAACUGGGACUAUCUUUUAGACUGGGGACCUCAGUAUCAACCUCUAGCCCAUGUAUUUGCUGAAAUUGCUCGAUUAAAAGAUGAUGGUAUUCCUCCAUCAUUUUCAAAUUCUCCAAAGAAAACUCUCAACCCUCAAGUAAAAACUGUGCCCCCGCCACUUAUAACAAGUGUGGCUCCAUGUUCCAUUGCUCCUGUUGCACUCAAUUCAGGACACACUAGUCAGACUACAUCCCUACCAUCUUUACCACGUUCCCCAAUCAGCCAUGAAAGCACAUUUUCUUCGUCAGCAAUGUCUCCUAGCUUUUCUCCUUCACUAUCUCCUCUUGCUACUCGGUCACCAUCUUAUUCACCAUUAGUGCAUCCAGGUGGAACAGUAGCUCCUAUUUCGGGACUGGUAACCCCACAUUACUCUCGGUCUCAGAGGUCAAAUCCUACUACUUCUACUACAUCUUCUGUGUCAGAGACUGAGCUCCAAAUAUGAAAUUUUGAACAUUUAACAUUAUUCAUAACCUUACUAAUUUAUUACUGUUUAAGGAUUUGUGUUUUUUUUUGUUUUUUUUUUUGCAGGCAAAGUGCAAUUGUAUUGUUAAAUAUGUAAACAGAUUGUAUAUAAACCUUACAUGUACUUGUGUUAAUUCAAAAUCACCAAUAUUUUAAGAGUAAGGGGCCAAAAUUUCAAUAACAAUUAUUCGUAAAUAAAAGUUACAAAACAUUAAAAGGAUUUAAGUCUAAAGUUGUAACACAUAUAAGUAAACUGAAAUAUUUUUAUGCCUUUAUGUUAGCUCCCCCCUACCUGUGGCUCAGCAGUAAGUCUGAGGGUUUAUAAUGCUAAAAGAUGGGUUUCUAUACCCAUAGUGGGCACAGCAUAAAUAGCCCAUUGCAUAGCUUUGUGCUUAACAACAAACAAAUCAUUUACUCUAAGAAGCUUAGAAAAUAAGAACAGUUUUAUUUUAUUAGCUGUGUUUACUGUUUUAUUUGUCAUUAUUAUCAUUAAUCUUUUCACCAUCUUCCACACAUCUGUUAAUUACCAAAAAACAAAGGUUAACAAUACAUAGCAAUUUUGUAAUAAACAUCUUAAAAUAGCUUCACUUGAUGUUUAUUACAUAGUUGCUAUAUAAUGUUUAGCAGCUUUGCUUCUACUUUCAGUUUUAUUAUUUCUGAAUCAAUAUGCUUACCAAUUUUCUGAAACGAUCUAAUAUUGCUACUAUUCAAAAAACUGCAAGUCUCGUCAUUUCUAUGAUACCUUGCACUAAGAAAAAUUCAAAACCAGACCUAUACAAUGUCUUACAGUGAUAUAUGUUGUAUGUAACCAGAUUAAAGAGACAUAGUAGAUUCUGCAAACAUAAUUUUUUUUUUAUCAGUGCCUUUUUGUGUGUGUGUUUGUGUGAUACAGUGUGCCUUUUGGCAUUUAUACAGAAUUGUGUUUUAAGGAUACAACUUCACUCCAAAAGAGAACUAAUAUUUUAAAUAUAUUUCAGAUAAAAAUUUCGUCUGGAAAUGAGUGACUUCAAAGUUUGUAAUUUUGAAUAGAAUUGCAUGUUUGCUGAAUGUUUUCGCGUGUGACAGUAUUGAAUAGUUUCACACUUUUGUAAAAACAGUCAUUGUUUGUACAAAAUAAAGAGAGAGUCAUUUAUUGA